AUGUUGUUCUCCAUACUCCUAGCCGUCUUCGUCUCCGGCACGUUCAGCCAGUCGACAUGUCCCAGUGGAUGGACCCUGUUCCAGUCCAACUGCUACCGGCUCUUCGACCAGAAGGUCUACUACUACGACGCCAUGGUUGGGUGCGCCAACUCCGUCACCGCCCAUCCAAACCUCGCCUCCAUCCACUCGGCCGAGGAGAACACCUUCCUCCAGACGUUCGUCAGCGCCUACGACUACGUCUGGAUCGGACUGCACGACAUGACCACCGAGGGCACCUUCCAGUGGACGGACGCCUCGCCGGUGAAUUUCACCAACUGGGCCGGUGGCCAGCCGGACAACCUGAACGACUCCGACUGCGUGUUCAUGCUCCGAGACGGUACGUGGGACGAUGGCGAGUGCGAGCGGAAGUUCGGCCACACCACGCCCGCCAAGGCGUACGUCUGCAAAACUAGAGCCGUGUGA
This is a messenger RNA of Amphibalanus amphitrite, 462 nucleotides long. Its product is annotated as alpha-N-acetylgalactosamine-specific lectin-like. The record is from RefSeq and is a predicted model, not a curated record. Gene Ontology annotation, molecular function: signaling receptor activity. The transcript has a single exon. The coding region runs from base 1 to 462 and encodes 153 amino acids. Lineage: Eukaryota; Metazoa; Arthropoda; Thecostraca; Balanomorpha; Balanidae.